UGUUCUCUUCCUCCGGCGAGGCAGGCAGGGCGCGCCCGAGGCGGAGCCGGUCCCUCCCCAGGCGGCCCGGGAGGAAGCUCAUAAAUAGAGCGCGGCCGGGCGGAGGAGGGCGCCUGCCGGAGCGUAGUGCAGUGGAUAGAGGGGGACGCCGCCCGUUUGCGCGCCCGCCUGCCCGGGACUCGCCGGUUCGAGACCCGCCAGCCGCCCUCCUGGCAUGGCUUCGCUGCUGGGCUCAUACGCCUGGUCCGAGAGACUGGAGUGCUCCGCGCUGGAGCUGCCCGACGGGGGCGCAGCAUCCGCCGGCGCCGUCGGAGGGAGCCGGCCCGAGAAGGGGUCCCCCGAAAGCCGCAUCCGACGCCCCAUGAACGCCUUCAUGGUGUGGGCCAAAGACGAGAGGAAGCGUUUGGCUGUCCAGAACCCGGAUCUGCACAACGCCGAGCUGAGCAAGAUGUUGGGCAAAUCCUGGAAGGCUUUAACGCUGUCCCAGAAGCGGCCGUACGUGGAAGAGGCCGAGAGGCUGCGGGUGCAGCACAUGCAAGACUACCCCAACUACAAGUACCGGCCGCGGAGGAAGAAGCAGAUCAAGCGGAUCUGCAAGCGAGUGGAUCCGGGUUUCCUGCUGGGGCACCUCUCAAGGGACCAGGACUCCGUGCCGGAUAAUCACAGGGUGGUUGGAGAGAAAGACCGGCAGGCUGACUACUCUCCCGGUCCGGUGCUGCCCAGCCUCGGGAGAUACCGGGAGGUUCAGAGCAGCGGCGCUGGUACCCCCAUGGACACCUAUCCCUACGGCCUGCCCACCCCCCCAGAAAUGUCCCCCUUGGAUGCGAUAGACCCUGAGCAGAGCUUCUUCUCCUCCGCCUGCGCCGAAGACCCUUGCCGCUCCAACCUGCCCGGGAGCCCCUACUCUCUGGAGUACGCCGGCGGCUCCCUGCAGUGCGGCCGCCCUCUGGGCCACCUGCCCAUCUCUCAAACCGCCCACCCUGCUUCUUCCCCUUGCUCGGCUCCCCCCUCAUGCAACUACUACCCCCCUCCAUCUUUCCACCCGGCCAUGCAGCCCCACGGCCUCCAUCCUCACCUGGGCCAGCUGUCGCCUCCUCCUGAGCACCACCAGAACUUCGACAGCCUGGAGCAGCUGAGCCAAGUGGAGCUGUUGGAGGAGAUGGACCGCGAUGAGUUUGACCAGUACCUGAACGCCCCCGGACACCCGGAGCCUGGUGGGUUGGUGGUCAACGGGCAUGUCCAGGUGUCUCAGGUGCCGGGCGUCUCCCAUUCCUCCGAGACCAGCCUCAUUUCCGUCCUUGCCGACGCGACAGCCACUUACUACAACAGCUACAGCGUUUCUUAGGCCUGUGGGGCGAAAUCGGCUCCACAGGCUGACUGAGGACAGGCUUUGGGGUGUUUUGCCGGACGAUAAAAACCUGUGUGCCACCUUUGGCCCCGCUCAACCCUUUCUCCUCAGGGUUUCUCUCCCCCGUCUGAUCUGAAAUCGCCUUGGACGUUGCCUGCUAGGCUUAAGGACUCCUAACAUCUUAACUUCAGAAAGGCCUUUUGAAAGUUUUAGUUUGAAAGGCCUUUUCGGUUCCACUUCAAAGGGCCGUGGGAACCUUUUGACUGACGGCCAGAGCGUCUUAAUCGGGAAGCACUCCUGUCCCUCCCAUUGGAUCGAAGGGUCUGCUCUGAUUUUUAGGGUGAUUGGAGGGGCAGGGGAACCAUGGGACUCUUGCCACAAUAGGGGCCUGAAAUGCUUGGGGGUUCCCACGUUGGAUUUGCAAACUGGAGUCAAAGAUGGAGAACUCAAAAUUGGCCUCUGUGUUGAUCUGAGCAGUUUCCUUCCCACCCUUUAACUCUCACCCAGGCAACAGGGGAACAAAAAUAAAUCUGGAAAGUGAA
Molecule: messenger RNA, 1890 nt
Organism: Podarcis raffonei (Aeolian wall lizard)
Lineage: Eukaryota; Metazoa; Chordata; Lepidosauria; Squamata; Lacertidae
Gene: SOX7
Product: SRY-box transcription factor 7
Exons: 2
Coding region: 215-1345 (376 amino acids)
Biological process (GO): anatomical structure morphogenesis; cell differentiation; regulation of DNA-templated transcription
Molecular function (GO): RNA polymerase II cis-regulatory region sequence-specific DNA binding; DNA-binding transcription factor activity, RNA polymerase II-specific
Source: RefSeq, a predicted model, not a curated record